Molecule: messenger RNA, 1859 nt
Organism: Bradysia coprophila
Lineage: Eukaryota; Metazoa; Arthropoda; Insecta; Diptera; Sciaridae
Product: atlastin-like
Molecular function (GO): GTPase activity; GTP binding
Source: RefSeq, a predicted model, not a curated record
GUCAACUUUAUUCAGUUGAUUAUUUUCUGUACACCAAAAUGGUCGAUAUGCGAUUGAAUUUGCUCGUAAUUUCAAUAUUUUGUGUUGGUUUGAUAUCUACUUUUACAAUACGGGAAGAGACCCCCAGUCCAAGAGCCAUACAAUUUGCGCAUUCUGCUAACCACAAGUUUCAGUAUGAAUUGGAUGAUUUGAAAAGUGUAUUGCUGGCUGAUAAUAUUAAAGAUCGACAAAUUGUUAUCGUUUCGGUGGCUGGAGCUUUUCGGAAAGGAAAAAGUUUUUUAUUGAAUUUCUUUUUGCGUUACUUAUAUGCUCGGUAUCAAAAACACGAUGUGUCCGACUGGAUUGGUGAAGAAAAUAACACCAAACUCACUGGAUUCGCUUGGCGAGGUGGUAGAAAUCGUACUACGUCAGGAAUUGUUAUUUGGUCGGAUAUAUUCACGCAUGACUAUGAAAAUGGUGAUAAGGUGGCUGUAAUUUUACUCGAUACACAGGGAACAUUUGACAGACAAAGUUCUUUACUUGAGUCAACAACAAUUUUUGCUCUGAGUACACUGCUCUCGUCUGUGCAAUGUUACAAUAUCAUGCAAAAUAUCCAGGAAGAUGAUCUGCAGCACCUGGAACUAUUCGUUGAAUAUUCCCGACUGGCAUCCGAGCAAUCUGAUGAAAAACCAUUCCAGCAUCUGCUAUUCAUAGUGCGAGAUUGGCAGAAUCAAUUUGAAGUAGAUUAUGGUUGGAAUGGACAACAAGUGAUAGAUGAAGUUCUCGCUGAACAUCCUACUUAUCAAACUACCGAUAUGCGUCAAUUGAGGCAACGUAUCCGAUCGAGUUUUGUCAAUAUUACAGCGUUCUUAUUGCCAUAUCCAGGCAGCAUUGUUGCGACUGGCCGAUUCACGGGAGACAUAAAAGAACUCGAUUCUGAUUUCAAAACGUAUCUAAAAGUCCUCGUUCCAUCACUUCUCGCACCAGAGAACCUUGUAGUCAAAACCAUUAACGGACAGAAAAUACGCGCUUGUGAAAUGGUUCAAUACAUUGAACAAUACACCAAGUUGUUCAAUGGAGAAUAUUUGCCGGAACCAAAGACGUUGCUUCAGGCAACAGCUGAAGUCAACAACAUGCUUUUGUACAAUCAGUCGUUGCACGAAUAUCUGAACGUAAUGGAUGGACACUUUGGAAAUGACAUUGCGGAUGGCACAUAUUACAGAAAUAUCUCCACCAUUCACCAACACGCUAAAGAUAAAGCAAUUGAACAGUUUCAGUCACAGCGAAAGUUGGGCAGCAUUGAGUUGAUUGCUAAGUUUCAACACGCACUGAGUAACGAGAUCAACUUAAAGUUUGAAAAAUUUGAAACUAUAAAUGAGAAAGUCCGCUCGGCGCAUGUUGAGGAAGCAAAGUAUUACAAUGACAGGCUGGUAAACAAUAUUGAUCACUAUUACCGUACAAAUAUGUAUGCAAUGGCGAAUGGUAUAUCGGAAUACAAUUUUAAUGAACAUUCUGACCGAUUGAGGAAUUCUGCCAUGAAAGAAUUCGAUGCAUUGAAAAUGGGUGACGACCUUGAUAACGAUUUGUCCGCCAGGUUUAGGAUAAAACUCAAGCAGAAUUUGGACACAUCCUUCUUAAUUGUGAGAAGUUCAAACGAAAAUAAGAGACGAGAAAAUCAAACUCCAUGUAAAGUUGGUGGUGGUGCUGCAGCCGGAGCUGGUGUAGGAGCAAUAUUUGGUGGCCCAGUCGGAGCUGGAAUCGGUUUUAUUUACGGCAUUUCCUAAUGUAUUUUAUUGACGUCAUCACAUUUUUUCCAUUUAUUUUUUGAUCCUGGGUUAUAAUUUGUAUAUCCUCAUGUUAUUUAAAUAAAAAUAAUAGCG